Messenger RNA from Aspergillus pseudoviridinutans, 1371 nucleotides. RefSeq names its product glycosyltransferase family 31 protein. The transcript has 2 exons. Gene Ontology annotation, molecular function: glycosyltransferase activity. Gene Ontology annotation, cellular component: membrane. The coding region runs from base 1 to 1371 and encodes 456 amino acids. Lineage: Eukaryota; Fungi; Ascomycota; Eurotiomycetes; Eurotiales; Aspergillaceae. The record is from RefSeq and is a predicted model, not a curated record.
AUGAAGCCGUUGGAAUUGAAGCUCAAGCCGGAAUUCCGCCGUUUCGCACCAAUGGCGCUGGCCGCCCUCCUGUUCUUCUGCACCCUGGUGUUCUUCUACGAGAUGAUGCCGGCCUCCCGGGGCGUGACUCUACACGAGUCGACCGGAGAGCCAACGGCCGGCAGCAAUGGUACUAAUCCCGGGCCAUCCGGGACCGGCUCGAGCGACGAUUUCCAACAUACCGACCGGCGGUGCCACGCGCAGCCGGACCCAGGGAACAUUCUAUUCAUCGUGAAGACGGGCGCGACGGAGAUCUACGAGAAGUUACCGACGCAGCUGCUGACGACGCUGGGGUGCGCGCAGGACUUUUUGAUUUUCUCCGACCUCGAGGAGCAGAUCGGCCCGUACCAUAUAUUUGAUGCGCUGGCGGACUUCAACGCAACUAUGAAAGCCACACAUGCCGAUUUUGAGCUCUACCGGCAGCAGCAAGCGUACCAGAGUGGGGGUCUGGACAUUGCUACGCUCAAGAACGACGGCAAGGCCGCCUGGACGCUCGACAAGUACAAGUUCCUGCACAUGGUAGAAAUGACGUGGGCGCAGCGGCCACACAUGGACUGGUACGUCUUCAUCGAGAGCGACACGUACGUCGUGUGGACGAAUCUUCUUCAGUGGCUGGAACAGUUCUCGCCGAACGAGAAGCUGUACAUGGGUUCGGCGUCCUUUAUCGCGGACCAGGGGUUCGGCCACGGCGGGAGCGGGUAUGUCAUUUCGCGAGCGCUGAUGGAAGCGUUUGUGGGGGACAACCCAGGGAUGGCGAGCCGGUACGAUGAUGUCAUGCCGAACGACUGCUGUGGGGAUUUCGUGCUGGGCCGGACUCUGAAACAGGAGCUUGACGUCGGGAUCCGGAAUUUCUGGCCGCAGGUGAACGGGGAGAAACCGGCGACGCUGGAGUUUGGGGCGAAGCAAUGGUGCCAGCCCGUCGUCACGAUGCAUCAUGUCAUGCCGCGGGAGCGUAGUGCCAUUUUUGAUUUCGAGCAGGCGCGCGAUGAUGUAAAGGCACCGCUUCUCUUCCGGGAACUCUCCGAGCUGUCAUUUCCACCGGGUAGGAUGCGCGUCGUGGAGGAGGACUGGGAUAACCUCGCUGAUGUGCCGGUUGAACUGGACAGCCCCUCGAUGGAAGCCUGUCGCGACCAGUGCCUGAGUCACGACACCUGCUUCCAAUGGCGGUACAGCGAGAAGGAGUGCCACGUAUCGACCGAGUCGUUCCGACUAGGAACAAAACGAAUACCCAAGGAUCAGCGACGGUGGUUCUCAGGAUGGAACGUCCAGCGAAUCCAAAAAUGGCGGAAUUCGCAUCCAUGUGAGCAGCCCGCGUGGGUCAAGCCACAUUAA